Messenger RNA from Lemur catta (Ring-tailed lemur), 1360 nucleotides. It is a transcript of the gene SLC25A36, whose product is annotated as solute carrier family 25 member 36. Gene Ontology annotation, molecular function: pyrimidine nucleotide transmembrane transporter activity. Gene Ontology annotation, cellular component: mitochondrion. Gene Ontology annotation, biological process: pyrimidine nucleotide import into mitochondrion. The record is from RefSeq and is a predicted model, not a curated record. The coding region runs from base 238 to 1173 and encodes 311 amino acids. NCBI's taxonomy places the organism in Eukaryota, Metazoa, Chordata, Mammalia, Primates, Lemuridae. The transcript has 7 exons.
CGCUGCCUCGCCGCUCUCGGGCUCGGGUCUGGGGCGCCGAGGUAGAGCAGGCGGCUGCGCGGCUGGAUCGCUGCGGGCAGGGCUGCAUCGGUUGCUUUCUGCAGCCGCGUCUCCGCCUGCUCCCCUCGUCGUCCCAGGGUCGUUGUGCGUGUCCAGUCCGGGACCCAAGCAGCCGGCCAUAGCGGCCGGCCGGAUCCGCGUCCCGCCUCAACGCCCGGAGGACAUGCUGGAGAGAGAAUGAGCCAGAGAGACACGCUGGUGCAUCUGUUUGCCGGGGGAUGUGGUGGUACAGUGGGAGCUAUUCUGACAUGUCCACUGGAAGUUGUAAAAACACGACUGCAGUCAUCUUCUGUGACGCUUUAUAUCUCUGAAGUUCAUUUGAACACAAUGGCUGGAGCCAGUGUCAACCGAGUAGUGUCUCCUGGACCUCUCCAUUGCCUAAAAGUGAUCUUGGAAAAAGAAGGGCCUCGUUCCUUGUUCAGAGGAUUGGGCCCCAAUUUAGUGGGGGUGGCCCCUUCCAGAGCAAUAUACUUUGCUGCUUAUUCAAACUGCAAGGAAAAGUUGAAUGGUGUAUUUGAUCCUGAUUCCACCCAGGUACACAUGAUUUCAGCUGCAAUGGCAGGUUUUACUGCAAUCACGGCAACCAACCCCAUUUGGCUUAUAAAGACUCGGUUACAGCUGGAUGCAAGGAACCGUGGGGAAAAGCGAAUGGGUGCUUUUGAAUGUGUUCGUAAAGUGUAUCAGACAGAUGGACUUAGAGGAUUUUAUAGGGGCAUGUCUGCUUCAUAUGCUGGCAUAUCAGAGACUGUAAUUCAUUUUGUUAUAUAUGAAAGUAUAAAGCAAAAACUACUGGAAUAUAAAAUUGCUUCUACAAUGGAAAAUGAAGAAGAGUCUGUGAAAGAAGCAUCAGAUUUUGUGGGAAUGAUGCUAGCGGCUGCCACGUCAAAAACUUGUGCCACAACUAUAGCAUAUCCACAUGAAGUUAUAAGAACUAGACUACGUGAAGAGGGAACAAAAUAUAGAUCUUUCUUUCAGACACUGUCUUUGGUUGUUCAAGAAGAAGGUUAUGGAUCUCUUUACCGUGGUCUAACAACUCAUCUGGUGAGACAGAUUCCAAACACAGCCAUCAUGAUGGCCACCUAUGAAUUGGUGGUCUACCUACUCAAUGGAUAGUAGCACAUAGGGCUGCUGUACUACAAAGAGGGGAGACCAAAAGAUGACAGUGGACCAUGGAAUAUCGAAGCCAGCCUGGUGGACAGAAGAAAAAUAGUUUGGGAACACAUAGCUGUGCUUAAGUGGAAGUUUGGUUGUAGGAAUUAAAGUAAUCAUACCACAUUACUUGGUCUUUCAGUAAUGUGAA